UAAUGAAUAAUAAUAGUAAAAGAAUAUAUUGUAAAAGUGACGUAUUAAUUAGCAUUUAUAUUAAUAUAGAGAAUUAUAAUAAAUAAUUCAUUCAAAUGAUUACAUAUUUGAUUUGUGCGUAUUAUGAAUGAUAAUAUCUAAUGAAUAGUGUGUAUGUAAGGGAAAACAGAAUUAAAAAUUAAUUAAAAUUAAUAUUUCUAAUGAAAGCAGCAUAUAUUGUAUCAGCAGCAAGAACACCAAUAGGUUGUUUUUUAGGGAAAUUGAGUAAAGUGAAAGCAACAGAAUUAGGAGCCACAGCAAUAAAAGGUGCAUUGUCUUAAGUUUAAAUCCCAUAAGAUGCUAUAGAUGAAGCUAUUUUAGGAAAUGUUUGUUCUGCUGGUCUUGGUUAAGUAUAAAUAUAUAAUUAUAUGUAUAGGCACCUGCUAGAUAAGCAGUGAUUAAAGCAGGAUUACCAUCAACAACACCAUGUACAACAAUAAAUAAGGUUUGUUCUUCUGGAAUGAAAUCAGUUACUUUUGGUGCAUAAAGCAUUUAAUUAGGAUUAUCUAAUAUAGUAUUAACAGGAGGAUUUGAAUCCAUGUCUAACAUUCCUCAUUAUAUUAAUGCAAGACAACCAUUGAAAUAUGGAGAUGGCAAAUUAUUAGAUGGAUUAGCUACAGAUGGUUUAUCUGAUGCUUAUAGUAAUGUUGCAAUGGGUGUUUGUGCAGAGAAGACAGUUAAUGAUCUUAAAUUAACAAGAUAAUUAUAAGAUGAUUUUACUAUUACUAGUUAUGAAAGAGCACUUGAAUCUAUUAAAACAGGUAGAUGGACACAUGAAAUUACACCUGUUUAAGUUUCAGAUAAAGAGGUUGUCACUGAAGAUGAAGAAGUUAAAAGAUAUUAAAAAGAAAAAAUACCACUUCUUAAACCAGUAUUUGCUAAAAAUGGAAGUGUUACUGCUGCUAAUUCAAGUAAAAUUAAUGAUGGUGCAUGUGCUAUCAUAUUAGCAUCUGAAGAAGCAUUAAAAAAAUAUAAAUUAACACCUCUUGCUAGAAUUGUUGCUUAUGCUGAUUCAGAACUUGAUCCUAUGGAUUUCUGUAUUGCACCUGCUAAAUCAUCUGCAAAAGCAUUAUCAAGAGCUGGGUACUUUUAUUAUCAUUAUAUUAUCUUAGACUUAAAUUAGCAAAUAUUGAUUAUCAUGAAAUUAAUGAAGCAUUUGCUGCUACUGUUUUAGCUAAUAUGAAAUUAUUAGAUUUACCAUUAGAAAGAGUCAAUGUUAAUGGUGGUGCUGUUGCUUUAGGUCAUCCUAUUGGUAUGAGUGGUGCUAGAAUCAUUCUAUCCUUACUCACUGUUCUUAAAUAAAAUCAAGGCAAAUUUGGAUUAGCUGGAAUCUGUAAUGGUGGUGGAGGUGCUACAUCAAUUAUCAUAGAAAACUUAAAUUGAGAUUUAUAAUCCAAUUAUAUAGUCUAUAAAU
Paramecium sonneborni is the source of this 1453-nucleotide messenger RNA. Lineage: Eukaryota; Ciliophora; Oligohymenophorea; Peniculida; Parameciidae. The record is from the annotation of a GenBank genome assembly.